CGAGACUGCCUAUGCCACUGUCCCUCAGAGUCCCCUUGAGAUGAAAACUUGUUACCAUAUGUCAUGUUCGAUUAUUGGUAUCCCGAAACUUAUCUGGCUUGGCUCGAGAUACUGCUGCAUUUUGAAGCCUAGAGCUUGCACUCCGAAGCCGAAGAGGUGCCUUUAUCAGGGCCAUCGGGAAAAACGGACAAUUCCUGAGAGUCGAUACGACGCAGCGGAGCAAAAGGUUAUUUUAGAAAAUACCAGAACAGACACUUCGUUGUCAGGGAUCGCGAGUUUGUCUGAGGUACGCGUUGUAGAGUCAAGGUAGAGCAUAAAAUUCUCUAAGCAACUGUUUGAUAAGGAAGGCUUUGGUCCUCUUGGAAUCUAUGCACACCGCGAGGGUGUUAUCACCCAGUAUUCAAGUACCGGUGAAGCCGAACUAUGCACAGGACGAACACUUAGUCUUAAAAAAGAUUGUGACACUAGCGUGUGCACUAUCUCUGCGCUGGCCAUCCGCAGGAUUCAAUCAAUCGUUCCUGUGGCCGGACCUCAGGAUCUCAUAUGUGGUGCUAUCUAUUUUCAGGCUAUCAGAAUGAUCAGCAUUCUGCAGGGAAAGAACCCAAUUUGCAACGAAGAUGUAAAUACAAACGGUCUCCAGAUCUAUCCCGGUGUCAGGUAUGGCUUCUGUAAUGCCUCGAGCUACUCCGCAGAAGAUGACAGUGAAAUCCCCGGAGACGUAGUGAUGGUCUUUCGUUCGUUAGCGACGUAUGCAUAUACGCUCUUCCUAUUCACCAAGUCAGAUGUCAAGGCGAUAUUGAUACCGAUAAUUUGCUUUGCCGUAGCAGCCGCACCUGAUCUGCAGAUUGGCAACAUUCCUCACUCGGUCUGUUGGCUGUGGCUUCACCUGCUUCAGUUUGACGUUUCCAACCAAACUCUGAGUGAAGAGGAAGACAAGGAGAAUAAAAAUGAUCGCCCUUUACCGGCCGGCAGGAUGACACUUCGUGGUGCCCUAAUUCUGAGAUGGGUCCUCGUACCGCUUUGCUGGUCAUAUUCAUUAUUUUUCAGCAUUAAGACAUUCUACGCCAGUCUUUCGGUCGUUGCUCUGACUUACAUCUAUGAUGAAAUGGGGGGUCAUUCCGGACACUGGAUUGUUCGUAAUGCAUUGAAUGCCCUUGGCUUCGCCUCCUUCGAAGUAGGUGCCACUCUUGUAGCAGCUCGCAACCGAAGCGCUCUGGACGAUAUUGCCAUCCUUGCCAUCUACUGCAGCGCGGGUGUGGUAGCUACCACUGUGCACACCCAAGACUUCAAGGAUGUGAAAGGGGAUCAGGCCAUAGGUCGUCGAACACUUCCAAUUAUACAUCCAGGAUUCGCUCGCCUCGCAAUACCCGUCUUGCUGUUACCAUGGUCGAUUGGUCUUGGUUACAGAUGGAAUUUACAUCCAACGAUUGCUAUCGCAUUCACGUCGCUUGGCGCCGUGACGUCCUAUCGUUUCUUCGUUUUCCGGUCCAUUUCACAAGAUCGAAUCUCUUUCUGGUAUUACAUUAUAUGGCUAUCUAUCGCUCAUCUCCUCCCUGGGUAUUACAGGUAUUACGGAUGCUACCAUAUUUGAUUCAAUAUGUAGGCCCGACCCUUGGGGUGGGAAGCACUGGCAGUCAUCCUGUUUCUUACAUUUUAAUACUUUAGAUUGGCAACCACGAUAGAAGUCUGUAUGUUGGAAAGACAAAUCAUCCGAUUUUGCCCUCUUUUGAUGCAGGAACAGCGGUGCCUUCACCUCGCUAUCGGCCAGUGUACUGAAGCAUCGCCGACGAUUCGCAAUGUGAAUUCAAGACGAAGAGAAGUAUUUCGCUGUUCAAUAGAAUCCGCCGAUUUAUCGCACGUCUACAGAAAGGUACUUUACCUUAUCGGUUCUCUUUUCUUUCAGAGUACUCGUGAGAAUACAGGCCACCUUUCACCGCGAGGAGAUUACACUCAAGGCACGAUGGCUAAGGAUACCCUCCUUGAUACAUGGCUUACCGCCCUGGAUCUUCUGUAACAAAGAUAUACUUAAUUGGAUGAGUGCAAAUC
Somion occarium is the source of this 2046-nucleotide messenger RNA. NCBI's taxonomy places the organism in Eukaryota, Fungi, Basidiomycota, Agaricomycetes, Polyporales, Cerrenaceae. The record is from the annotation of a GenBank genome assembly.